Lates calcarifer (barramundi perch) is the source of this 3935-nucleotide messenger RNA. RefSeq names its product heme-binding protein soul5, like (gene soul5l). The transcript is spliced from 7 exons. The coding region runs from base 1004 to 2062 and encodes 352 amino acids. Gene Ontology annotation, cellular component: cytoplasm. Lineage: Eukaryota; Metazoa; Chordata; Actinopteri; Centropomidae. The record is from RefSeq and is a predicted model, not a curated record.
UCUGUUAAAUGUGAAUUUACAGCCAGGAAACAGGGAGAAAUGGCUCCAAUCCACACACAGAUUGACACUUUAUUUCUCAUUAGUCCACACAGAAACCAAAGUGUAAAAACAACAAAUUAUGGUUUUAUAAAGGAUUAUGUGCUGGAGUAUUUGGAGUCUCCAGGAAGCAAAAAUCCAAGAGUUCCAGCUUCCUAACUGAAUACUUUGUUUUUUAAUCUUCUAUUAUCAUAAAUUGAGUAUUUUUGGGGGGAGUUGGCUUUAAAGACUCUUCUGACUGACAUUUUCCUAUUUUGCGGACGUUUGACAGGCCAUACAUUUAAUGUAUUUAUUAAGAAAACAAUCAUUUGAUCAAUAGAUGAUGAAACAGCUCUGAUCAGGAAUUUUCUCAGCAUCGCUGGAAAACACCAGCAAAUUAAAAUGGUAAACACAAUCUGAAAAUCCCUUGAGAAAACAUCAGAUGUGCUUAAUUUUUAUUCAAGAGACAGAAGCUGCUAAACAGAUAUGGUCCUUUAAAGCAACCUUUUAUCUAGAGUAUGAAUCUGCAAUUAUGAUUCAAAUCUCAGCUCAGUUCUGCUUUAUUGUCUGAACUGUGCGAACAUAUCGCAGACCGUAAAUAGCCCAUACCCAGAGAGCAUUAAAUUAGGGACUUCCUCAUGUUCAUCCUCUCAUGUUUGGACAGUAUGAUGGAUUAUUGAUGGCGGAUGCUGAAGCAGACUUCCUCGUCUCAGUCACUGCUGCAGCGCUGGAGGUGAACUCCCAGUAAUAACGGGCACAUAUCAUCUGUCCACUGUUGGUCCAGUAGUUUGCAGGCUGGUGGCAGCUCAGCCCCUCCCUCACUCCCUCCCCUCCCUCCAUACUGUGAGCUGCAGGCGGACGCCGGUCCUCACUGCAGUCCGCAGUAAGUCCACCGGCACCCGUCAGAGUGCAGCAGACUGCAGUCUCCAUCACACUCCUCCCUGCGCUCCCCUGGCAGGUGGAAAGGACACAUAACGGGGCCGGGACAAUGGCUUUCAUCUCAGUCUUGGCGAUUUUGGCCCUGGUGGUUUCAGCUGAAGGAAGCGUUGGGCCGAGUACCAACACCAGCUUUUGCACAGAGUCAAAGGAAUGUCUGGAGUAUGAGCUAGUCUGUAAAACAGAUGAAUAUGAGGUGAGACACUACAGCCCCACUCGCUGGGUGUCAACAGAUGCUGAAGCCUAUUUCAUGGGAGUGGGUGCAGCCAUGGCCUUCAGGAGACUUUUCCAGUACAUCACCGGAGCCAACGACGGAGGUAUCCAGAUGGAGAUGACCGCCCCUGUCCUGGUCAAGAUCCCAGAGGAGACCAAGAUGUGGGAGCCGGCUAUCUACACGCUAAACUUCCCGCUGCCGGCAGCCUAUCAGGACAAACCGCCUGCACCCACCAAUGACAAGCUGUAUUUCACUGAGAUGCCAGAGAUGGACGUGUAUGUGAGGAGUUAUGGAGGCUGGAUGCUGUCCGUCACCUCCAGGCUUCACGCCCACCUGCUGACUAAAGAGCUGGAGAGAGUUCAAGCUUCCUACAACCACAGCUACCACUACGGAGUUGGCUACGACAGCCCCUUGAAGCUGUUGAACAGGCACAAUGAGGUGUGGUACGUGGCUGAGGGGCAGCCAGUUUGCACUGACCCACAGGAGCCGACCCCUGCACACACAACCAGGCCGACUCUGACCGACUCACCCACAGACUCUCCCUCUGACCCUCUCCCGCACACGCUCUCUGAUUCCCCCUCACUCACCCCCUCCAACUUUUCCUCCAAUGCAACAUCCAACUCCUCCUCACAAAUGCAGUCUGACGCACCCGCUUUCCCCACAUCCGACACUCCUCCAAGUCCUUCAUCCCACCUGCCUGCCGAAGUCGCGUUCAGCCAUCCCCCUACCUCCGCCCAGAUCCUGCUGGACCCAACAACCAACUCGUCCGAUCCUGUCUCUGUGAGCCCGUCUCUGGAGCCCCAGUCUGACGUCGCCCUGUGGAACAGCACAGCCCACAGCUCUGUGGAUACGCAAGCUGACAGCAGCCCUGUGGUCGAGCCAGAUGACGCUCAUUAAACAGCCUUCACCUUUUCUUUAAGCAGCCAUUCCAGGUAUAUUAACAAGGAGUCUAAGUAGAAAAGACACGGUGGAGGUGUGGCAGAGAUGUUGAGUGAAUGUGAGUGAUAGAUGGACACGCUGGUCUCUUCCUGUGUAUUACACCAACUCCUCCUUAUGGCACUUAGUGUUUCACUAUAUGUUCUGUCACAGCUUUGCACCUGUAGCUUCCUAUAUCAGCGAACACAUGCCUGUACACUUUGUCGUUCUGAGGUUCUCAUACAGCUGCAUUUAGAAUUAAAUAAGAUGUAUACAUGUAUUAGUUAGAACAUUAGAAUUCAGAGUUACUGUGUGAAAUCUAAAGGCAGAGAGAGAGAGAGAGAGAGAGAUGCUGUCUAACAUCAGUUUAACCCAAAAACUAAUCUAGCAACUAAUAGGACUUCAGUGGAAACCUGUGUGUAACUGAUAAAUAAAAUGCUGGGACUAACCAUGGUAGGCCAUUAUAUCAGUGUUCUAGCCACUCUCGUAAAUGUUGUAUUAAUUAUUAUCAAUAAGCUUCUACUCUCUGUUUAGCUUCUUGUCAGUUACUUUGAUGAUCUGUGGCAACAUAUUGGUAAAUCUUCAUGAAUUCAGAGCGCAUUCAUUGGGAUCUUUGGUGCAGCUUUGAACCGAAGUAUAGAAUAUAUGGCUCUACAUAAUAAUAUAGCUUAUGAGCUUAGAUUCCCCAAAUUAUAGUUAUUAUUGUUUGUUUUGUUUUGUUUUUUUUACUUUGGAUCAAACCUUCGUCUUAGAAUUUGUGCUCUAAAGUGCCUGUUAAAACAUCGGCCAUAUCAAUUUUAAUGUGACUGAGAAAUUUGUGAUUUAGAUUUUUAGCUCUCAGAAUUUAAUUAAUAUAUUUAUUAUGAUAAUGUGGUCUUUAAUAAUGACACAAGGCAUCCAGCAUGCUGUGUACCACAAAUAGCUUGCUGUUAGAUUCUCCCUUAAAUGCCCAGCGAAAGAAAGAAAGAAAGAAAGAAAGAAAGAAAGAAAGAAAGAAAGAAAGGAAACAGCAAUAAAUAUUUUAGCAUUUUCAAAGUCCAAACAUUAGUGUAAAAAUCAGACAUUUACAUGAUGGAUUUUUCUUCCUGCUAACUCAGAUCAAAAAGUGUUCAGCUCUGGUCCUCUUGAGUACUGUGAUUAAUUUUCACUUUUUCCAUGAUAAAAAACACUGUGUAUCCUCAAGUCCAUGUCAUAAUAUGUUAAAGGGAGUUUUACCACCUUUAGCGAUGCUGUAGAGCAAUAUGAUGAGCAGGUUUUUGCAUUGUUUUUAUCUAAUGUUGUACCAGGCUGUGGACUACAGAGUAGAAGUUUAUCUUAAUACUUCAGGUUUCAAAAACCAUUAAAAAGUCUCUCCAGGUGUUUUAAACAGUAAGAAAUACAUUCCACAUGUUUCUCUGACUUCAAAGAUCUAAUGUAUUAAUGUGGAUAUAAUGUGUUUUGAUAGGUGAUGUUGAAUUUUAACAAACCUGUAAACUUCAUAGGGACCUGUGACUCAUUUGUUUAGUGAAUAGAGUAGAAAAAGGCUCUAAUUCAAUUCUGCCUGAUCUUUUCUUCAUCCAGAGACACUGAUGCGAUGCUUGAUUUAUAACUAAAAUAAAAUCCAAACCACUUCCUGAUCUUAUAAUCUGCAAACUGUUGCAACUGCCUGAAAACCACCAUGUAGUCAAAUGUAAAAUCUUAAGGUUAAAACCUGAUUCUAAUUUUUCUGGGGCAGAACUGCCCCAAAGAUCCCAAAGAAUCACAGCUGAUUAAACCAAUGCAAUAAGAGUUAUAUCAGUUAAUCAAUUCUCUAUGUGUCUCUAAGCUCUACAUACUGUAUGUUCUGAGGAAGGUGCAAUAAAAACCCAUAACAAAC